AUGCCUUGCACCAUAGGCCACGAGUUCUCUGGUACCAUCGUGGAAGUUGGAGAGGGACUUUCGAAUUUCAAAGUCGGGCAAAAGGUUGCCGUUGAGCCGUGUAUAUCAGAUGCCACGUGUGAAGAAUGCAAAGAGGGCUUCCCCGUCAUGUGCGGCAAUCUUGCUGUGGUUGGCUUCAGUGGAUGGGACGGCGGGGGCGGAAUGGCCGAGUACGUCUGUCUACCACCCAAGAAUAUUCACGUAGUCCCAGAUAGUAUGUCGGUUGAAGUGGCAGCUCUCGUCGAACCGCUUACUGUUCCAUGGCGAGCCAUCAAAGCAUCGGGUUUCAAGGCUGGCCAAAGUGCCCUGGUGCUUGGAGCAGGUCCUAUUGGCUUGAUGACUAUCCUCUGCCUCCAGGCGUUUGGUGCAGGCAAGAUUCUCGUAUCUGAUCUGGCCAAGGGCCGCUUAGAACUUGCACAGAGUCUUGGGGCUGAACAUGUUUUCGAUCCGACCAGGGACGACGUGGGACAGAUCAGUAAAGGCAUUUGCGAUGGGAGAGGACCGCACGUUGUGUUUGAAUGUGCUGGCGUCCAAAGCUCGUUGAGCACCGCCUUUGCAGCCGUCCGAAAGCGAGGAACAGUCUUGGGUCUUGCUCUAUGGGAAAGCAAGGCCACGAUCGACCCUAAUGAGAUAGUCUUGUGGCAGAUCAAAUACGUGGGUAUCCUCCCUUACGUUCCGGGUGACUUCCAGGAAGUCAUCAAGGCAAUUGCCGCGGGCAAAAUCUAUCGGCCUGAGAGACUCAUCUCGGCAAAGAUACCGGUGGAGGAUGUAGUGUCUAAAGGGUUUGAGCUUUUGCUCAACGACAAAAGCAAUGCUGUGAAAGUAUUGGUAGAACCUCUUAGCAACAGCACCAGUGUGGGAAAUAAGUAG
Fonsecaea nubica is the source of this 909-nucleotide messenger RNA. RefSeq lists its product as hypothetical. The transcript has 2 exons. The record is from RefSeq and is a predicted model, not a curated record. Gene Ontology annotation, biological process: butanediol biosynthetic process. The coding region runs from base 1 to 909 and encodes 302 amino acids. Lineage: Eukaryota; Fungi; Ascomycota; Eurotiomycetes; Chaetothyriales; Herpotrichiellaceae. Gene Ontology annotation, cellular component: cytoplasm. Gene Ontology annotation, molecular function: (R,R)-butanediol dehydrogenase activity.